GUUUUAUAUCUUGCAGCAGCGUCUCAGUCGUACGCUGCCAGUCAACCUGUGUUUCAUCAGCUCUAGAUAGAGACUCUGCAUUGCAAAGUUAUGGCAAAUCUUUUUAGGAACAUUUGGUCUAUUUUUAGCCGUACUCGUAGUCUUCCUCCGAAUCCUCCGAAUCCUCCACCACCUCCACUUCUUGAUGAACCAUGGCUGAAACUUAAUUGGGGAGACAGAGAAAAUGACCUGCAGUUCAUAAACAACUACAAACCUAAAGGUGAAGGUCAUCAUCAGUUCAGGAUUCUUCUCCAUGGACCAGUUGGAGCCGGAAAAUCCAGUUUCAUCAACUCUGUCAUCAGCGCCUUGGAGGCUAAAAUCAGUCACAGGGCUUUUGCAAACACCGGACAGAGCAGCUUUACCAAUGAGUACAAAAUGUACAGCAUUAAGAAAGGAAACCAGGGUGAGAUGUAUCCUUUCGUGCUGAAUGACAUGAUGGGUUUGAAGAAUCUGGGUCGGAAAUACAGAAGAGUCUAUGAGAAAGACAUGAAAAUGGCCAUGAAGGGGCACAUCCAGGAUGGAUACACAUUCAACCCUGAGAGUGCAUUGUCAAAAAAUAAUCCGCUCCACUACAACAAGAAUCCAACUAUCAAUGACAAAGUUCACAUCCUGGUUUCUGUCAUUGACGCCGACAGCGUAAAUCGGCUGGACAAAUCUGUGGUGGAGAUAAUUCAGGACAUCAGAGACGAAGCCACUGAACUGGGGAUUCCUCAUGUGGCCAUUCUCACCAAAAUUGAUGAAGUCCAUCCUGAGAUCAACAAAGAUGUGAAAAAUUUCUGCAGGAGCCAGGAGCUUCAGAAAAAGGUUAAGGACCUCAGCAAUCUGGUGGGAAUCCCACAGAAUUGCAUCUUCCCUUUGAAAAACUACCACAGUGAGAUGAUGUUGAACGAUGACAUGGAUGCUCUGAUCCUGAAAAUCCUGAGACGCAUCAUUGAGAUAGGAGAUGAAAAACUUAGCAGUUAAAAAAUGACCUAAAUCUAUUCAGUUAUGUUAAAAUAUUAAAA
Molecule: messenger RNA, 1043 nt
Organism: Xiphophorus maculatus (southern platyfish)
Lineage: Eukaryota; Metazoa; Chordata; Actinopteri; Cyprinodontiformes; Poeciliidae
Product: interferon-induced protein 44-like
Exons: 8
Coding region: 91-1002 (303 amino acids)
Molecular function (GO): GTP binding
Source: RefSeq, a predicted model, not a curated record